AUGCGUGCAGGCACAGAGAAAGGGAAAGUUGCCCCGAAAGCACCAGGAUUCCAUUCCGGAACAAGCUUUGAUGAUUGGGAGGCUGAGAUGCUAGCCGAUCUUCACAAGUUGGCAAAGAAAGCGGGAAAAGCCGCUGCGAAAUCGUGGGAACAAGUAGGCAAGUACCUCACAGUAGUUCGCCAGGUCUCCAGCGGGAUGGUCAUAUUUCGUUUCUUGGGACAGCUGGUUUGGGACAAGGACUUCUACGUCAUGGCGCAAGAGAUCUUUGCAGAGCUUUGCGAGGUCGUGGAUACGAGGCCCACGUACAUCGUGAAUGUUGCCAAGGGGGAUGUUCGCAGCUUGCCAGUGGCUUUCGCUGCUCUGGCUGAUGUGUCGCUUGCGGAACCCGAUGCAACUUUCGGCUUCCCCGAAGUGCGAGUCGGUGGUAUGCCUGCUUGCGUCACCGUUGCCAUGCGGAAGCGUGUUUCUGACGACUACAUCAGGAAGAUGAUUACGGACGGGCUUCCAAUAGAUGCCAGGGAGGCCAGCUUUGAGAUGAAUAGUCCUCGUCAGUUCGGUUCGUAG
Symbiodinium sp. CCMP2456 is the source of this 564-nucleotide messenger RNA. The record is from the annotation of a GenBank genome assembly. Lineage: Eukaryota; Dinophyceae; Suessiales; Symbiodiniaceae.